AUGUAUUUAUGCAACGCCAGUGCCAUAAAGGACUGGAGCUAUUUCCUGUCUAAGAUUUUGCCUCUGGUGAAUAAAACCACCGGCUUGGUGAGCAUGGACAAACCGGAGGCGGUGACCGCCGCGGUGGUGACGUCUCUGCAGCCGGACGGGGCAAUAAGCAACCCGCCGCCAAACUCCAACCAGACCUCCGGGAUGGAGCACAUCUUCCAGUACUCCUACUCGGAGAACGACCUGCUGCUGACGGACUACCGGACGCCGGCCCGGGACUCCAUCCCGCUGCCCAAGGCGGUGCUCUACCUGGUGAUGGCCGCGCUGGUGGUGGUGGCGGUGGCGUACGCGAUCGUCGGACAUCUGGUCAAGGAUGUAGUGAAUGACUUUGUUGGUGGAGGUCGGUCGAUCGUUGCUGAAGGCGACGGCGGUGAACCCAGUGAGCCAGAUUGGGUGUUUGACCCGCCUCGAUCCACCAACCGCAACGAGAUGGAGAUCAGCUGCAUCACCAGCAACAUGCAUGAGAUGAGCGACCUGGCCGAGGGGCCGCGGCUGCUGGAGAUGGGUUACGUAUCGCUGAACCACACCAGCGGCCUGAACCCCAGCCGGCCGGAGGAAACCGUCUUCACCGUGGAUGAAACCCUCCAGCGCCAUCUUCCUGACUCUCAGUCCGGGACUUAACCUUGACUUCCUGUUGUGGUCCUGAGAGAAACAAAGCAGCAUUCUUCCUGUUUGGGGUGGAAUCACCAAGUGGUUGUGGGUGGGAGCUUUAAUCCUUUGUGGCAUCGCCUGCAGGAUAGCAGUUGACGCUGCGUGACGUUGGGCCACGUCGCUGGAUGCUGGUGUUUGCUUUAAUGGGACUCCUUCAUGCCAGGAUCAGUGAAGAGAAGCAGCACCAGAUCCAUUUGGGUUACAGAUGGACUGUCCCGCCGGCCCCCAUGUUUCAUCCCUGUCAUCAUGACCUUUUCAGUACCAAGCUAUAAUGUAUUACACUCUGUAUUCACUUUUAUCACCUGAAAUAUGCACCUCAGUUGCUCAGUAAAUUAGUGUUAACUUUGCAUCAGACUGGUCUUUCUGUGCACAACGCUGUUAUUACUGAGCCAAAAAAUAUCCACCUUGAAAAGCCUUUUUGUAACGUCAUGCUAUUAGCUUGAUGUAAAAAAGUGCUAAGUCACCUCUGAGAGCUUUGUUCCACCCAAAUGCAAAAAAAACAGAAAAGCUUAGCAACUGUUUCACCCCACUUUUAAGGGCUGCAUGCUGCAAUUGACACAAAAAAACUAAAACCUGUGCAUUCUG
Gambusia affinis (western mosquitofish) is the source of this 1284-nucleotide messenger RNA. RefSeq lists its product as uncharacterized. The record is from RefSeq and is a predicted model, not a curated record. The transcript has 3 exons. Lineage: Eukaryota; Metazoa; Chordata; Actinopteri; Cyprinodontiformes; Poeciliidae. Bases 1 to 669 code for a protein of 222 amino acids.